Molecule: messenger RNA, 579 nt
Organism: Phaedon cochleariae (mustard beetle)
Lineage: Eukaryota; Metazoa; Arthropoda; Insecta; Coleoptera; Chrysomelidae
Source: the annotation of a GenBank genome assembly
AGUGGAGAUCUAUACAGAUGAAUGCUUGAAACAGUACGCGUGAAACAUUUUAAGAUAUUGCUAUAAAACCAUUCGUUUUCACAUAAAGUUCCUUUAAAUUCCAGAUGCGUAGAAGAUAUCAAACAAUCCUUGAAAUGGUACUUAUUUGCAGAACUCUUGGUGAAAUCUUAUCACAUAACAGUUUCGCUUCUGAACGUGAUACACGCAACCAAUAAGGGAGAUAUUGUUUUCUACCUUUCCUGUGUCAUGGUGCUACUACUUCAAGUUAUGAUGGUUUACUAUAAUGCUAACGAGUUAUCAUUACAAAGCACAAAUUUGAGCCUGCAGAUAUUCAAAAGUAACUGGUACGACCAAUGUCCUGAAAUAGUGAGAAGUCUUUCGAUUGUGAUGGCCAGAGUGCAAAGACCACUUGUACUUAUCAUCGGCGAUUUUCGAGUGAUCGACAAUGAACUGAUCGUGAACAUGAUCAAAGCUGCUUAUACGUUUUUAUUGUAUCAGGAGAUUUAGAAGUUUUCAAGGGAUGUGGAAGUUUCCUCCUGAUGACUUUUCAUCAAAUUAGUUUUACGCUUUUUGCAAUGU